Aspergillus aculeatus ATCC 16872 is the source of this 1050-nucleotide messenger RNA. RefSeq lists its product as uncharacterized. The coding region runs from base 1 to 1050 and encodes 349 amino acids. The transcript is spliced from 2 exons. The record is from RefSeq and is a predicted model, not a curated record. NCBI's taxonomy places the organism in Eukaryota, Fungi, Ascomycota, Eurotiomycetes, Eurotiales, Aspergillaceae.
AUGUCUUCUCUCGGUUCCGAGCAGAUGGCCGGUGAUGCCGUGUCUAUCCUUGAUGACGCUGCGCCGGACCUUAUCUAUGGUGCUGCGUUUAUUCCUGAUGCUGAUUGCGGUGUUAAUCGCAAUGCUAAGGUUGAAGAUGACUACAAGGAUGACCACGAAGAGAAUCAGGAUGAUGAUUUGAACGAGAAGCUAAACGAUGAGUCAGGCGAUGACCACAACGAUGGUACUGAUGACCACUGUGACAAGCAGAUCGAUGAGCCAACUGAUGCUCAGACUGAUGCUCAGCCCGACGACCACAACGACGAGCAAGCCGAUGAGUCGACUGACCAGACGGAAACCACCGAUACUCAGACCGAUGACCAGAACAGCGACCAGACCACCGACGACAGCGACGAACAGCUCAACGAACCGGCCCCCCACGACGACGACUUCCUCCACGAAGUCGAAGCCUGGCGCGCCUACUUCCAGCAAGAAUGGCUCACCCACGGCGGGAUCCUGCGCUGGACCACCCACCGCGUCCUACCGGCGGCCGGCGCUCUCGCCCUGUCCGCCCUGUUCUCGACGCCCGCCAUGUACAUACUGCACCUCCUGCACCUCAACUCGUACCUGACCGACAGCCCCGACGGCUCGGAGUGGCCGCUGCGCUUCCGGUUCACGGACCAACUGACCGAUCUGGAGUGGAUGGGCGCCCUCUUCUGCGUGCUGGUCGUCUGGCACCAGUACCUCUUCAAAGUCAUCUUCCAGGAGUACCGGACGACACGGGCGGGCGCCGCCCGGUAUCUGGACGUGCUCGGCCUGGUGUCGUGUCUGUUCUGCAUGCCCGGGCUGAACGGCUGGGUGGUCGGGCAGAUGUACGGGCUGACGUUCGCGGUGCUGCACCUCCAUCUGCUGUGCAUGUUGGGGCUGUAUGAUUCCGCGGUCUGGGCGAGAAAGUGCGCCCGCCGGCUUUUUGGGCUGCGCGAUGAGAUUUGUGGUGAUGAUGAUGAUGAUGAUGCUGAUGUUGCUCAGCAUGACUUGGCGCUGCUGUUUGAUCUCUAUCACUUGCUCUAG